CCUUCCUCAUUAUUGUGCAACUUUUAAUUUGUUUGGGGUUUGUAGAGCACGCCUCGGUUCAGACCAACUCCAAUGCGCAGAAGUAAUGCUGCCCUCAUCAUAAUGUACCUGCUUUUGAGGCGAUUUCGUGCCCCUGUUGUAACCUUUAUCUGAGCCUCGGUGUGCUUUCAAAUCCUGAAGCCAAGCCGGCCAUUAUUUUCCCACCUGGGCUGCCCCUGCCGCAGACGAUUAUUUGUCCUCCAGCGAGCGAGCGCUCUGUAGAUUCUGGUUCCACAAUAAUGGGACUGCUUUUGAAGGUUUGAAAACCAUCGACAGUCUUAACCCCAAAGAUGUCUACAUCCCGAUGUCGUGACAGUGCGAGGAGGCCUCCGACGACUCGGAUGUCAAAAGGAGGAUUGAAACUGUGGGGCCAACACUUGGGUCCUUGCAUCGAAGCAGUUUGUGCAGCAACAGCAUCAGAGAAGGCAAAAAGAAGAAGAAGCAGAAGCAGAAGCAGCAGCAGCAACAGCAACUGCAUCCGGGUCGUUGGGGGUUUGGACUGCAGUAUACAAUAUUCACACUGAACCGAGGCCGUGGCCCCACAGACGGAGCAAGCGACCAAAAAGAAGAUCUACAUGAGCAAGAAAGCAACCAAGCAAGAAAUCAAGCGAGGGAGGGAGGGAGGGAGAGAGAGAGGGAGAGAGCAGCUUCGGGCCCCACCCAGUGGAUGCAGACGAAAGCGUUCAAUCCUUCGAGCCAUGUUCGGGUGUCGGAACUUGUGGAUCUGGACUCUCUGGCAACCAACUGAUAACCGAAAUGUCCAGCGGGCGAAGUCACGAGAUUGUAGACCACCGGUAGGAAAAUACGAUGCGAUGCAGUGCAGUGCUGCAUCCUUCGCACCAGAAGGCAGAGUGACAUUAACCUGUUGGAAAGUGGAAAUCUAGGGAAGGAGAGCCUGAAGGUGUUGGCCAAUAAUGGAAGCAAAGCAAGAGAAGAAACCCCCGGACACAUUCUGAAAAGGAAUUGCAUGCACAGGAAUUCUGAAAAGCUUGAGCGAACUGCAUCUCUCUCCCAGUUCGCUCAAGCUUGGUUUGGAUCUCCCUUGCGAGGGACGGAAGCGCACAAGGCUCGGGGAAUGGGGGAAUGGGGGAAUGGGGGAAGGCGAAGUCGCACGGGUGGGGCCUGCCUCGCUUUUCUUCCACGACGCAAACAUGGAGCUGCUAUGGUGCUUGCUGCGGCAAGCAAACGCUUCGACAAACCAUGCCGAAGUUGACUCUCGUGCAAUCCACCAUCCACCGCACAGCUUGACCGACCGACCGACCGACCGAUCGGCCAAUGGCAACUCGCCUUCCAUCUGAAGCCACAAACCAAUGUCAUUGCCUUCGGUGCCCCCCGCCCCUUCAUUAUCCACUUUUGCGCCUCCUCCGAAGUAGUAGACAGAUAACCAUCAGCUCACACUCCACAAACUCCAAAACCCGGCCUCUCGUCCCCCUCCACCGCUGUACCCGUUUCCAUUUCCAUCCGCAGAGAGUGGUUCACUGGUCGGUCGCUCCCCUUUGCCGCAUGACCUGAGAGGCCUCUGAGUGAGACUCGGACAUCGUAAUCAGGUUCGUUCCCCCCGCGGUUUUCCCAUCACUGUUCAGGUUGAUCCAUCAAUUCCUGGACUAUAGUGCGGUUCAGGAACCCCAGCGUCAAUGUGCAACUUUAUGAUCCGGUAACUUUUCUGUGUGGGGGUGUGAUCACGAUUUCCCCGGUUAUCCCAAGGAAUCAAAUGUUGUAAGAACUGUGUAUUAAAAGUGUAUGGAAAUACACUUUUAAUUGGAAAAU
This is a messenger RNA of Marchantia polymorpha subsp. ruderalis, 1806 nucleotides long. The record is from the annotation of a GenBank genome assembly. Lineage: Eukaryota; Viridiplantae; Streptophyta; Marchantiopsida; Marchantiales; Marchantiaceae.